Entelurus aequoreus (snake pipefish) is the source of this 9163-nucleotide messenger RNA. It is a transcript of the gene ralgapa1, whose product is annotated as Ral GTPase activating protein catalytic subunit alpha 1. Lineage: Eukaryota; Metazoa; Chordata; Actinopteri; Syngnathiformes; Syngnathidae. Gene Ontology annotation, cellular component: cytoplasm; nucleus. The record is from RefSeq and is a predicted model, not a curated record. The transcript is spliced from 46 exons. The coding region runs from base 512 to 8728 and encodes 2738 amino acids. Gene Ontology annotation, biological process: regulation of small GTPase mediated signal transduction; positive regulation of GTPase activity. Gene Ontology annotation, molecular function: GTPase activator activity.
CGUUAUCGUUGAGUGCCUGUAUAAAUUGAAAUCUUUGCGGCCGACAUAACAUUUAAAAUGAUUGGCAUUGUUGUUUAAUACACUUAAAUAUCGAUGAUAAAAUAGUACCUAUCAUGAAAUAUGUUGGUCGUAAAUGUAUGUAAUAUGCAUAUUUUUUAUCCUCCCUUCACCACAAUGAUGUUUUGCAAGUGAUGCUAGCUUAGCAGCUACUCAACCCUCAGGUUUCGGACUGGUGCGGGAAGGAGAUGCAAUGGAUGGAUGCUAUACCCGCCGCGGUUUAUUAACGAUGAGGCGUAGUGUAAAUAAACGCUGUCCAUUUGGACACAGUUGUCUAUUACUUUGCAUAAGUGUGGAAGGUUGCUAACUCCUAAGUCAGUGAGUAGCUGGCAUAAACUACGUUUUGGUUAUUGUUUGACGAUAAACGCUAGCCGAAGCUGUCUAAAUUGCUACCUUUUACAGCUAGCACUUCCUUGCUGGCUAACAUUUAUCACCAAAGUCCCCAGCCUCAGGAAUGUUUUCCAAAAAGCCCCAUGGGGACGUCAGAAAAUCAACACAGAAAGUGUUGGACCCAAAGAAGGACGUCUUAACGAGGCUCAAACAUCUGAGAAUAGUCAUAGAAAAUGCUGAGUCAUCAGAGCUGAAGCAGUUCUUCGACCUGAACUACUCCCACAUCUACUAUGUUUUCUUUGAGAACUUCAUCACCAUUGAGGUCAACCUCAAACAAAAGGGUCACAAGUCUCAGAGGGAGGAGUUGGACUCUAUCCUCUUCAUUUUUGAGAAAAUCCUGCAGCUCCUACCAGAGAGAAUCCAGAGCCGAUGGCAGUUCCACAGCAUUGGGCUGAUCUUGAAAAAGCUGUUGCAUACCGGGAACUCUUUGAAGAUCCGCCGUGAAGGAGUGCGCUUGUUCCUUCUGUGGAUGCAGGCAUUACAGAGUCAUGCACAGCGUGAGCAACUCUGUAUGUUUGCCUGUCUAAUUCCUGGCUUCCCAGCUCCACUCUGCCACGGGUCUCCACACACUUUGGAUACUCUGAUCAACCCACCACUGAGUUUAACAGAGACUCAGGUGACCCCAGAAGAGAUCACUCCUUUGGUUUCUCCCCAGUCAGGGGACAAGAACCAGGAGGACCUUACUGCUUACUUCCUUGAAGCCCUUUUGAAAUACAUGGUAAACCAGGCCAAGUCCCUCGAGUGGCGUUGUAAAGAGAAUCAUGAACGUGGCUUCAGCUUCCUCUUUGGUAACUUCAGGAAGUUUUACCUUCCUCACAUAUUUCCUAACUUUGCAAUGGAAACCAGCCUAUACAAUCCCAUACUAGAAGUUCCCCCUAUGCGUCCCAAGCCGUAUUACAGUGUGGUGCGUAGGGAGAAUGAUGUUGGCGAAGUGCUCUACUGCACCAAGGACAGUUUCCUUCAGGCCCGAGUCAUCUUCAUCCGCUGGCUGGUUUCCUUUUGGCUGGAGCCACGACCCAACACACAAACACAGAUUCCGGGAACAGAGGGCGAGAACGUCCCCAAGAACAUACAGAGAGCAGCAGCUGGACUCGCUGCUCGCUCUGCUGCUAGCUCUGAUGAUGGCAGCGGGGCUGGUUUGCGGUCUGACAACCACCUGGAAGGAAGCGGGGGCUCAUCUGGACAUGGAGGAGGCAGCAUGGCUAUCGGUGGAGGUAUCGGCCCUGUGGGGGAAUCUGAACAGUGCCACUCCAACACAUCUACACUUACAGAGCGGGAGCCGAGCUCCUCUUCUUUAUGCUCCAUGGACGAAGAACAGCUGACAGACAUGGAGGUGGUGAGAAGAGUCCUCACCUGCUCCAGAACCAGCAUCAACUUCAUCACUGAGAUCUUCAGACAGGCAUUUCUCCUUCCCAUGUGUGAAGCUGCUGCCAUGCGAAAAGUGGUCCGAGUCUACCAAGAGUGGAUCUGCAUGGAGGACAAGCCGGUGUUUAUGAAAGAGCCAGAAGAGGGCUCAUAUCCCAUAGCAACAGCCAUGGACACAGGCUCAGACAAAGAUGAGGAGGGAAUGAAUACGAUGAUUGAUAACGAGUUGCUGGAGUACAGUGUUCAUGCUGGAGUUCAAACUACACUACAGGUAUUUAUUACUCACUCUUCUAAUGUUUUCUUACUGGAGCCGGCCAACGACAUCAGGUUCCUAUUAGAGGAGCAUGUUGACAUGUGCAAGCGAGUCUUGAACAUCUACCGCAGCCUUGUCAUGCAUGAGACCAUGGACCAAAAGACAUGGGAGCAGAUCCUACUUGUUUUGCUGAGGGUGACAGAGUCAGUGAUGAAGAGACCUCCAUCUAUUAUGCCCCAUGGCAAGAAGAGGAACACACUGUCAGAGAGGCUGGCUGGACCAAUUUUUCAGACAUUGAUUGUAGCCUGGAUUAAGGGGAACUUAAACGUCUACAUCAGCAGAGAGCUAUGGGAUGACCUCCUUUCCGUCCUGUCUUCUCUUACUUGCUGGGAGGAGUUGGUAACUGAAUGGUCCCUCACCAUGGAGACGCUCACAAAGGUCUUGGCCAGGAACCUGUACAGUGUUGAUCUGAAUGAGCUACCCCUGGACAAGCUCAGUGAGCAAAAGCAGAAGAAACACAAAGGCAAAGGUAUCGGUUCAGAAGGCCAACGCCCAGUAGUGGAUCGUUCCUUCUCUAAAGGUUGGAGCCGAGACCAACCAGGUCAGGCAGCAGCCAUGAGACAACGCAGUGCCACCACAGCUGGUUCACCAGGCAUCGAAAAGGCCAGGAGCAUUGUACGUCAAAAGACUGUAGCUCUGCGUAGCUGUUCUACGGGGGACUCGCUGCUGUCCUCAGCCUUUAUCCGGAGUGCUAAGAGUGCUCCUACUCUGGCUCCGCCUCUUCCUGUCCUUCUCCACCACCACCACCACCACCACCCUUUACCCCCCCUUGCUGACCAGCUGGCAGACCUGGAAGACCCGCCAAUCAUGUUGGCAUCCCGCUCAUCUCGGAUGCGCCACUUGUCCCAGAGCGAUGAGACCCCUCCGACCUCGUGCUCCGAGGUGUUCCAGGCAGGCGCUUGUGAGCUCGAUAACCCGGCCCCUUUGUCUCUUGCAAGGAGCAGCAGUGCCUCUGACAUCAUGGAGCCUUUCAUCGCCGAGCGGGUCAAAGGUGAAGACCCACAGGGGGAUUCCGGUUUCAUUCCAAAGUCCUGUCACCCCACUGCUACUCCCUUACUCGCAACCAGUAGCCUCGCAGCUCAGUCACACCCACGUCCGCACCACUUCUCUCCUUCCCCCUUUUCCCACCCCAAUGGGGAUGUUCCCUCAACCUCUCAGGGACAAGAUGAUGAUGUUGGCUCUCAAAGCCAAGGUUUAAGUUCUGAUUGGGUAAGAAACUGGGAUUCUGCCUUCACGUUUUCUUCUGACAGUUAUGAUGCGGAGGAGAAUGAAGGGACAGCUGUGCAAGAGGAGGAGGAUUUAUUCUCCUCUAUUAGGGAUUAUCUCACUCAGAAAGCGGUUGAGAAAAAUGAGGCAGUUGUAGUGGCAGCCAGUCUUGCAUUAGAAAGCAAUGUUCAGACUUCUGUGUCAGCAAAAAACGAUGCAGCUACCAGAGAAGCCGAUUUCAUACAAGAGGCACAAAAAGGUUGUAAAGAAGAUGGGCAGGUAAGUAAUUCAGUGAGGCACAGCAGUGUUGAUUCUGCAGUGGAGAUUGAGGCGGCUCAGUGGAGCAUCUACGAGUGUCUAGAAAUGCAAAGUCAGUGGCCAUCGCUCUGUGCAAAAGGGAGCUCAGAAGGACACAUUGGUGAGACGGACAAAGGGGAAGUAAGUGAAGGGACCACAGUUGGAGGAGCAGAGUGGGAAGGAAAAGGUCAUAAUUCGAGGGAAAUGGGAGACAAAAAGGAUGAUAAAAAUGCAGCUGCAAACGAAAGACCCUUUUUAAUCAGACCAGACUCUAACACGGUAGAAUCUAGCACUGAAGCAGCACAAACUCCCCAAACCUCAGACUCUACUAAGCCCAAAACGAGCCGUAGUCACGCCAAGAGACACCACUCUGGUGGUGUCCACGUUAGCUUCAGACCUUCCACCGAGUCGGUGCAGUUCCACAACCCCCUAGAGAAUAAAGAAGCCCACUGGAAAGCCAGGCUGCGCCGUCUCAGCCACUUCCACACUCAUAGCCAUUCAGCGGGCGAGAGGCCAGGAGCUGGGGCAGGAGCAGGGGGGAAGCUGGGAUUAGGCAGUGCAGGUAAGUUCGCCCCUUCGGCUGGUAUUGGCCACAAAGUAGGAGGGCAUGAAAGACUGGAGGUUAGUGGAGGCCUGGAAAACACGACUGGAACUGGAGCAGGGGAAAAGGACAAACAGCUGCACCCAGGACCCAAUUUGGUACACGAGGUGGAGGCGAGCACUGCAAGUACUUCAGGGGUACGAGGCCGCUUGGGACGGUCUGCCUUGCGCUCUCGGGUCUCGCGCUCUCGGUCCCAAGAGCCCGGCAGUUCUGUCUCUCGACACCACCAGGGAGCUCUCCUUGGCGGGGUGUAUAAAACUGUGGUUCAUGCUUUGUCCUCCAAGCCCCGGCCACGAGGUCAGGGGUCAUCCCAAGGUUCGUCGCCACAGCGGCAAGGGCGGGCUGCAAUGGGUGACGCAUCACUAAGAGACCUCUACUCCCAUGUCCUCGGCUACUUUGGACGAAAGUCAACCACGUCAGCCAACAAAGAAGAGGUGGUCCAGAAAGCCCGUCCAGUCUCCACUGAUGUAGGAAGCAGCAACCCUAAUUUCUCUGAUCUCAUGGAUGAGUUUAUCCAGGAAAGACUGAGGGCGAAAGGAACAACAGACCGCCGUGGCAGCAGCCCAGGCAGUCUAGAAGUUCCACAGGACCUGCCAGAGCUACUGGAGGCUGGCCAAAGUCCUGGAUCGCGACCCCCAGAUGACCACAGGCAGAUUGAUGAUCCGGGAGUUCCAUCAGAGUGGACUUCUCCUGCCAGUGCCAGCGGCUCAGACGUCGUCAGUUCUGACAGCCAGUCCGACUCCUUCAAUGCUUUUCAAUACCCCACAUGCAAGUUUGAUAACUUUGCGUUCAAUUCGGAACCUAGCGGAGGUGGCUCAGGAGGAGGAGGUCGUGGAAGCUCAUUGGAUCAGGAUAGCCUUGGAGGUGCCAUUGCCUGCGACGAGCAUGAAGUAGCAAGUUUGACGACACUUCAUAUCGACUCUGAGACCAGCAGCCUUAGCCAUACAGUCACCGUCACUGGUUCGGAGAGUGUGUCUCCUAUGCAUUCUCUUGGGGGUUCUCGUUCCCAGACACCCUCCCCUGCCACACUUACAGCAGAGCACAUUGAUCGUACACACUCUCACUCACACACGCACUUACAGCUGGACCAGAAGCUCCACAACUCUGUGCUGCAGACUCCAGAUGACUUUGAAACCAGUGAGUUCCCUGGUGUUGACUGUAGCGUGAUGGCAGGGGGCUCCCUCACUGGAUGGCACGCCGAUGUUGCUACAGUAAUGUGGCGGAGGAUGCUGGGUAUUCUGGGAGAUGUGAAUAGCAUCAAAGACCCAGAGAUCCAUGCUCAGGUGUUCGAUUACUUAUGUGAACUAUGGCAGAACCUGGCAAAGAUCAGAGAUAAUUUGGGCAUUUCUCAUGACAACCAGUCAUCCCCCCCACCACCUGUUUUAAUCCCUCCUUUAAGAAUCCUCACUCCUUGGCUCUUUAAGGCCACCAUGUUGACUGAGCAUUAUAAACAGGGAAAACUUCAUGCCUAUAAGUUGAUCUGCAGGAUUAUGAAGAGACGGCAAGAUGUGUCCCCAAACACAGACUUUCUGACUCACUUUUACAACAUCAUGCACCAAGGACUCUUACACCAAGACCAAGACAUUGUAAACACCAUCAUCAAGCACUGCAGUCCGAGGUUCUUUAGUAUUGGUCUACCUGGAGCCACUAUGCUGAUUCUGGACUUCAUCAUUGCAGCUUCUCGGGUCACCUCUUGUUCAUCAUUAAAUGCUCCAAGAGUAGAAGCCCAAAUCCUUCUUGGGUCUCUUGUGUGUUUUCCAAACUUCUAUUGUGAGCUCCCUGCCCUUCAUCCCACCACAGCUGAUGUUGCACUUACAAAGUUCCCUGACAUCAAGGAGCACAUUAUCAAAACUAUUCUGACCUCUGCCAGAGAUGAACCUUCUGCUCCAGCUAGAUGUGUAGCUUUGUGCAGUCUGGGAAUCUGGCUGUGUGAAGAGCUAGCUCACGGAACUCAACAUCCACAAAUCAAAGAUGCUCUCAACGUCAUCUGUGUAACUCUGAAGUACCCAAAUAAAAAUGUUGCACUGGUGGCAUCAGACAUCCUUCACCUUUUGAUUAGUCAUGCAGAUCAUCUUCAGAAAUUCCCCUGUGACACUCCAAAGAAGAUAGUAGAGAUUUUGAUUGCUACUAUCACGCACUUGCUACCUACUACUGAGUCCUCCCCUCAUGAAGUGGAUAAGAGGCUGGUUGUGUCCCUCCUGUUGUGUCUGUUGGAUUGGGUCAUGGCUCUUCCGCCGAAGACUCUGCUUCAACCUGUUGAAAUGCGAAGCUCUGCAGACAAGGAGCAGUCGCCAAAAUCCCUGCUCAGCUGCAUUUAUAAGGUUUUGCAUGGCUGUGUGUAUGGCGCCCAGUCUUUCAGCAGCCCCAAGUAUUACCCAUUGCAGCUGUCAGAUCUGGCAAGUCCAGACUAUGACCCCUUUCUGCCAUUGGAGAGUCUCAGAGAACCCGAACCGCUCCACAGUCCCGAUUCUGAGCGCUCCAGCAAACUCCAACCUGUCACUGAAGUCCAUAGUCAUAUCCAGCAGGGUCUGGUGUCUAUCGCAGCCAGGACUGUAAUUACCCACCUUGUCAACCAUCUCGGGCAUUACCCGAUGUCUGGAGGACCCGCUACCCUCUCCAGUCAGGUGUGCGAAAACCAAGACAACCCAUACUGUGAGAGUGUAGAUCUUGGACCUGAACUUUUCCACUCUCCAAAUCUCCAGUUCCUAUCUUUGAACGGAUCAACCCUGCUCUCAGUGCUUCAGAUCCGGUCAGAGUCUGGUGUGCCAGGAGGUGGAAUUACAGCCGGUUUGUCUUCUGUUCCCACUUGUGUUCGCGUUAUCAUCCGGGAUGUAGCCGGAAAGCACUCCUGGGACUCUGCUGUUCUCUAUGGGCCCCCGCCAUACAUCCCGAGCAGCCCUGGAGACUCCCUUUUGACACACACGCAAUCUUCUCAUUGUAUACAUCUCAAUUUAGACACCCCAACCAAAAAGAUGGCAUUGGAAAAACGAGACGAGAGUCAGGAAGACCAGCAUGAAGAGCCAGAGGGGGGAGGAUGUGAGAAAGAGGGCGAAGGACAUGAGUUGGAGGAAGAGGUAGAAGACGGAAGCAAAGCUGCUAGAGAUGAAAAUGUGCAGCUCCAAGUAACUGGGGAAGAAGAGAAGAAGCAAAGGGAGGAUACCAAGGAACAUAGCAUGGUUGGGGAGGGGGAUAGGGAGGGCUUUGAGCAUCUUCUAGCUCCACCACUGGCAAAACGGAUGUGUCGGGAGGUGGUGCCAGCAUGGGAUUCACUGGGGGAAGGAGAUGAUGCCCUUGAUGAAAUGCUGCAGUACCUUGGUUAUUCGAGUCCUGAGUGUCUACAGAGGGCAGGAAUGCCACUUAAUAUCCCAGUCCCUCCACCAGCUUGUGUUUCGGAGAAGCAGGAGAAUGAUGUGAUUAAUGCCAUCUUGAAGCAAAGUGCCGCCGAGCGAGAGUUUGUCCUCCAUAGAGGUGAGGAGUUUAACAUGAGAGCAGUGGAGCAGAGUGAACCAGAGACUCGUACGCCUCAGUCAGCCUUCUACUACUGCAGGCUACUGAUCAAUAUCCUGGGGCUCAACUCUUGGGAGAAGAGGAGUAAUUUUCACUUAUUGAGAAAAAAUGAGAAGCUUUUGAGAGAGCUGAAGAACCUGGACUCACGGCAAUGUCGAGAGACGCAUAAGAUAGCUGUAUUUUACGUUGCUGAAGGCCAAGAAGACAAACACUCCAUACUCACCAACACUACGGGCAGUCAGGCAUAUGAAGACUUUGUUUCCGGACUGGGUUGGGAGGUGGACCUCACCACUCACUGUGGUUUCAUGGGGGGUCUGCAGAGGAACCGCAGUACUGGCCAGACCACACCUUACUAUGCCACCUCUACCACUGAGGUAAUCUACCAUGUCUCGACCCGAAUGCCCCAUGAUCAGGACCACAACCUCACUAAAAAGCUUAGACACCUGGGUAAUGACGAAGUUCACAUUGUUUGGUCAGAACAUUCCAGAGACUAUCGUCGUGGGAUUAUCCCUACUGAAUUUGGAGACGUGCUGAUUGUCAUUUACCCCAUGAAAAACCACAUGUAUUCCAUCCAUAUCCUUAAAAAACCUGAGGUACCAUUUUUUGGGCCACUGUUCGACGGCGCCAUUGUAGACAUGAAGAUUUUGCCAACAAUGGUCAGGGCCACAGCCAUCAAUGCCAGUCGAGCUCUGAAAUCGCUCAUUCCUCUUUACCAGAACUUCUAUGAGGAACGUGCCCGCUACUUAGAAACCAUUGUGCAGCAUCAUCAGGAGCCAACCACCUUCGAGGAUUACGCAGCUCGUGUCUACAGUCCAGCUCCUUGCACUCACCUGCCUGCUGACACAGGCUCCUGCCUCGAGAGUCUUCGGUCAGAAAGUCCGGCACUUGGGGAGGCCGGGAGCGACUCGGCGUCCCCCAUGUCUCCUCGAACUAGCAAGACGCGUAUGUCCAUGAAGCUCAGACGGUCCUCCGGAUCAGCCAAUAAGACUUGAUGUGUCCCCUUCCAUACCACCUCAUAUUGGCUCGCUCCAUAAGACUAUAAGCUUGAAUUUCAACAAAAUGCAGUAAAUUCAAUGUUUAAUGUUGUCAAGAUUGACUGCUCUGGGGCCACACUAUAUAGCCUUAAGUGGACAGAAACAUAAUAUUACUCCAGAAAUUCUUGUAAUUGUUUAGCUGUGCUACUGUACUUUGUGGGAUUUAACUAAACUGCAACCUUAUUUAAAACUGUUCAAGCUGAUGCAUUGAUAUUCAGCUUUGUCCAGUUUAAAAAAAACAUGAUACCAUGCAACUCCUGUCCAUUGAGGACAAUCUGAGGCUAAAGUGUGGCACCCAGCUGGACUUAUUCAUUGACAUCAAGCAUGUCUGCUCUGUUUGCGAGGUUGUUGAAUAACACCAUGAGAUAUUGUGUGUGCACACACACACACAUA